This is a messenger RNA of Arabidopsis lyrata subsp. lyrata, 1394 nucleotides long. RefSeq names its product replication protein A 70 kDa DNA-binding subunit B-like. NCBI's taxonomy places the organism in Eukaryota, Viridiplantae, Streptophyta, Magnoliopsida, Brassicales, Brassicaceae. The transcript is spliced from 7 exons. Gene Ontology annotation, cellular component: nucleus. Bases 83 to 1282 code for a protein of 399 amino acids. The record is from RefSeq and is a predicted model, not a curated record. Gene Ontology annotation, molecular function: DNA binding. Gene Ontology annotation, biological process: DNA repair; DNA replication; DNA recombination.
UCCUUUCAAUGAUGUUUUAACUGCUGGUCUCAACCAGAACUACUUGAUUGAUGUUGUCGGUCAAAUCGUGAAUGUUGGUGAAAUGGAGACUAUCGACGUGCAAAAUAAACCUACUAAAAAGAUUGAUUUUGAACUGAGGGAUCAUACGGAUGAAAGGCUACCCUGUACUCUAUGGGGUUCAUUUGCAGAACAAGUUUUCUCUGCCUGUGAAGCUUCUGCUGGUGAGAUGGUCAUAUGUUUGGUGAGAUAUGCUAAGAUCAAGACUUACAAAGAUGUAAGGAGUAUCUCCAAUGCUUUCAAUACAUCUCAGAUCUUGAUCAAUCCAGACAUCCCUGAGAUUGUUGCCUUCAAAGAAAGUUUACCAAAAGAUGGGCUUGCUCUUACUCUUCUUGAGUCUAAACCAAAGCAGGAAAUGAUCGAGCUGACUACAGGGGAUUUCUAUCUUCAGUUUCCUAAGAAGACCAUCAAAGAAGUCGCUGAGAUGUUUGAUACUGGGAGGGUUAAGGUGCUCUGUACAAUAUAUGAUAUUGACAGAGAUUGGUCGUGGUAUUAUAUUGCCUGUAGGAAAUGCAAUAAGAAAGUGUCUAAGGUUGUCACAACUUCUCUCAAGCCACAAUUCUGGUGUGACUCUUGCCGAUCACCUGUGUGCAAUGUGGUUGCAAGGUACAAGCUACAUGUUAAAGUAAUGGAUUCAACUGGUGAGAUGAAGCUGAUGCUUUUUGAUAGUAUGGCUUCUGAGAUUGUUGGCUGUCCAGCAAACAGUCUCCUUGAUGGAUCGUUCGAUGAGUUUGAGGACCCAGAGAACCUACCUGAUGCGAUCAGACAUUUGACUGGUAAGACAUACCAGUAUCUGGUCUAUGUGGAGAAUGAAAAUGUGUGGAAUGGACUGGAUACUUAUAAGGUAUCCAGAGUUCUUGCUAAUGAUUGUGUUGGAGAGGAAGAUCUACCAGAUGAUUCAAUUGAUCAGACUCAGGGGAGCCUGCUGCUUACCUACUCUGGAGAGCCUUCAGAGACUACUACUCCAUCUUCUAAGAGGAGUAGUGACAGUUCUCUGUCACCAGCUGAUAAUUCCUCUACAACUAAGAAACUUUGUCUUGAGUCAAUCAACGUUGUGAAGAUAAAGCAAGAGAAGGGUGUGAAGACUAAUGAAGAUAAAGUCGAUGGAGUCAAGCUCGAGUGUGUUGCUCUGAAGCAGCAUGAAGAGAACACUGAUGAAGACAAAGUCAAUUUGGACAAGCUCAAGGGUUCUGAUGUUAAGCAGAAGAACAAGAAUAUGAAGUAGUUGACAUCCAACAAUGUUUUUUCUUUUUAGAUUUGUGUUUUCAAUAAAUGGUUUAUGUUAGCAGUUUACACAUUUGCUUCUGUUUUCUAAAAUUUGGAAUGUUAUUUGGUUU